Molecule: messenger RNA, 1535 nt
Organism: Ornithodoros turicata
Lineage: Eukaryota; Metazoa; Arthropoda; Arachnida; Ixodida; Argasidae
Product: atlastin-2-like
Exons: 12
Coding region: 279-1535 (418 amino acids)
Biological process (GO): protein homooligomerization; endoplasmic reticulum organization
Molecular function (GO): GTP binding; GTPase activity
Source: RefSeq, a predicted model, not a curated record
GAGAAAUAAGCGUUUCACUUUGCUGGUUCGAGUGUAUCCCUUCGUGUCUUCCUCCUAACGCUCGAGGGAAUAUCACCUAUACCGGGUGUUACGAAGGUGCCAGUAUCUUAUGCUGCCCUUUCUCUUCUGUGCAGGACAUCGAAAAACCCACGACGGAGCCUGGUGCCAUAGACUCAGCUGAAGGGAGCCCUUCUGAACAAGAAGCAAAGGCGGUAGUGGUACGCUCGGAGUCAGAUCCAGAAUAUCUCCAACUACACGAAAAGGUGUUACUGGACAUCAUGGAAGCUCCAGGUGUGGCUGAUCUUCCUGUCUCGGUUCUGUCCAUUGCUGGAGGGUUCCGCCAGGGAAAAUCAUUUCUCCUGGGGUACAUUGUAAGAUACCUAGAACAGCUUGAGAGUGGAAAACCCGCUGAGGGGAUUAAUACUCCAGACGCACCGCUGAGAGGUUUUCCUUGGAAGUAUGGAGAGUCUAAAGUCACAACAGGAAUUCUUGUUUGGGGCAAGGUGUUCAAGGUGACCACGAAGAAUCACGGUCAAGUGGCUGUUAUUCUUAUCGAUACCGAAGGAACAUUCGACGACACGUCCACUGUAACUGGAAACGCCUCCAUAAUGUCACUAAGUAUGAUUGUCAGUUCAGUUCAGAUCUACAACGUAUCGCAGAACAUCAAUCAGAACGACUUGCAGCACCUGCAGUUAUUUUCGUCUUACGCUCGUGUGGCCCAAGGUGAAGGUUGUGGACAGAGCAGUAAACCAUUUCAGAAGAUGGUGUUCCUCGUUCGAGAUUGGAUGUAUCCAGAUGACCACCAGUACGGACUGGAGGGUGGUAACGCGUUUCUGAACACUUGGCUAAACAGAGGAGGCCCAUCGAAAUGUGCAGAUCAUAUCACAAGUACAUUUGAUAACAUCGAAUGCUUCUUGAUGCCUCAUCCCGGAGACAAAGUAAAGAAGUCGAGCUUUGACGGCAGGCUUUCAGGUCUAUCAGAUGAAUUCAAAGAACAUCUCAACGAUCUUAUCUCGUCUCUCGUGUCACCCGACAAACUUGUACUGAAAGAAGUUAAUGGAAAGCCGCUGAAAUGCAGAGAUCUUCCUCGCAUAUUUCAGGAGUAUUUCGAAACCUGUAAAGGGGGACAGUUGGAUGGACCAUGCACGCAUUUUGAGGCAACCGCCGACGCGACCAACCAAAGUACGUUGGAAGCAAUCCUCCGCACCUACACUGCAGGCAUUGAAGAGGUGAUGCAGGAUCCGGCAUGUGACAUUCAUCAACUGUGGAAGGCGGACGAGGAGCUCCGACAACUCUGUUCAUCCAAACUGGAACACGCUUCUCUGAUGGGAGCGAAACCGCACCAGUUGGAAGCGAAGAUGUCGAAGGAGAUCGACGCCAGCUUUAGAAGAUUCGAACGCUCUAUGUUGGAGAUACAGAAAAGCAAGGAUGACGACCAGGCUCGUCUGAAUGACCUAAAGAGGCAGUGUGAGGAGGAGCAGGACAAGAUAACUAAAGGAGAAGCUGGAAGAGAAAAUGAGGCAGACACCAGAUAA